AGAUCAAGUUACUGGAGUACAUUGACUGCAGCACUAUUAAAUCUUUUCUACUGCUACUUUUUUUCUACUACUACAAUUUUUCUAUUGAAAACUAGCACAAAAUGUCAAUCGGACUACUUUUGACUGAAGUUAUAGUGUCCUUUUGCCUUGCAGCAACUUUGCUGUAUAGGUAUGGAAAUAUUUUCCGAAAUCAUUUAAUAGUUACACUAUCAGUUCUGAUUGCUUGGUACUUUUCAUUACUUAUUAUAUUUGUAUUGCCUUUGGAUGUGUCUUCGACUGUUUUUCGACAAUGUGUCAAUAAUAGUAUUAACAUUGAUGAUUCAUCAAUAGUUCAUGCUCUUGAAAAUGGUUCAACAACCAUCCUGCCGCCAACACAUCAGUGCAAAGAGCCAUGGUCAAUGGUACCAGUACCAGAAAGAGUUUACCGAAAUCUUUGGAGAGUUGUUUAUUGGACCUCUCAGUGUUUAACAUGGCUCAUAUUACCAUUAAUGCAGUCUUAUAUAAAAGCUGGUGAUUUUUCUAUUCAAGGAAAACUAAAAUCUGCAUUAAUUGAUAAUGCUAUUUAUUAUGGAAGCUAUCUAUUUAUUUGUGGAGUAUUGUUAAUCUAUUUAGCAAUGAAACCAGGGGUUGAUCUUGAUGGCCCAAAAAUCAAGGCAAUUGCCUCUUCAGCAUCAAAUACCUGGGGUUUAUUUUUAUUGGUUCUUCUUCUUGGUUAUGCUCUUGUUGAAGUACCCAGAGGUUUGUGGAAUGCUAGUAAACCAGGUUAUACUUUGCACUACAGUUAUUUUAAAGCAGCUAAACUUAGCAUGGAUAAAGCUGAGGCUGAAGAUACUGUUGCUGAUGUGUUAGAGUCUCUUCAAGCUGCUAAUAUGGCUAUCAAUCCUGGUCAUCCUUUCCACAAUCAUUUAGAAACAAUAUUUCAAAAAGUUCCAGCUGAAAUGAAAGACAUGAUGAAUAGAAGGCAAUUACCAGAUGAUACACCUAUAGAUAUACCAUCAGAAAAAGCUCUGAUUCGUUUGCAUAGAAAUACUAUAAAAUCUUUGCAAACAUUGCAAAGAACUGAAACUCAAUGGGGUAUUUUAGUAGAAGAUAUUUUUAAUUUGGAAGAUAUCGCAAGAAAUCAAACUAGUCAUGAUAAAAGAUUUAAGCCCAGUUUUCCUGUGCAACGUUCCGGAAUAUCGCGAUAUUUUUAUAAUCCCAUUAUAGAAUGGUAUUGGAAAUGCUUUUUCAAAAGUUACAUACAAAAAGCCUUAUCUGUACUCUCAGCCAUGUUAUCAAUUGCAGUUGUUUGGUCAGAAGUUACCUUUUUCAAUGAAAAACCUGUGCUUUCGUUAUUUGCAAGAUUUGUCAAUAUGGCAAAAGCAAAAUAUGAUUAUUUUACAAUUGAGAUGCUGUCAACUUUGGUGAUUGCAUAUUUAUGUUAUUGUGCUUACUCUACGGUUCUGAAAAUUCGAGUAUUGAAUUUAUAUUAUUUGGCACCUCAUCACCAAACAAAUGAAUAUAGUUUAAUAUUUAGUGGUAUGAUGCUGUGUCGAUUAACGCCACCAAUGUGUUUAAAUUUUUUGAGUUUGAUUCAUAUGGAUUCACAUAUUAUAAAGCAGCAAUUUAUGGAGACACAGUAUACCCAGAUUAUGGGCCACAUGGAUGUUAUAAAUAUAAUAUCUGAUGGAUUUAACAUUUAUUUUCCUAUGGGAAUGCUUGCAUUUUGUUUAGCAACUUACUUUAGUCUUGGUAGCCGAAUGUUAUCCAUGCUCGGCUUUCAACAAUUUUUGGGUGACGAUGAGCUUACAACUGAUCUCGUUGAAGAAGGUCGUGAAUUGAUCAAAAGAGAGAGGCGAAAACGUCAAAGACAGGAGGACGCAAUUAGUCGCCGGCGUGAAUUUCAAGAGAGAUUACCAAGCAGCGGAAACGCUUCGCGCUACAGAAGUUCAAGACAAAGCAAUGACACGGUGCGCUCGAUGAAAAGGGACGAUUCGAUCGAUUCAGCGCGAGCUGGACUGCUGCGUGAUUUUGAGGCCAACAAUGGUGUUUCGUCGACAACGACAGAUUACGUGCAGCACGUCAACCGAUCAGCCAGCAACCAGUCAUUCAACAAUGAUGGCUCCUAUUAUGGAACCAGUGAAUCCAACCGUUUCGACCGUGGCUACCCUGCCGACGAUUAUUCGGACUUUGCCGGUGAUAAUUUCUGGAACUACACAAGCGAUAGCAAUCGCGUCGGCCCGGCACCACGGGGACUAUUUGAUGAUAUUUGAACAUGCUACGAUCCUCGUUGUUCAAUGGCAAUGAGUUUGACAAGAAAUAUGCAUUUAACUGUAUCGAGUUGGUACGUGUGAAAGUCAUUUUGUACAUCAAUGAACACCAGAGUGCGCCGAACAAUAAAAUAACUGUACGAUAAUCAAUAUGAAGAUAAUCUCAGUUGGUAUCAAUAGUUCAUUACUUUAGAAAUUGUAUACUUAUUGAUGGUUCCAUUUGAAAUUCAUUAUUAUACUCAUGCAAAAUAGUAUAGCGUAGUUUUGCCAAAAACUACCAAUAAGUUGUUUCGGGCACAUUCAAAUACGGCCACGAAGUAAUGCUAUGCUCUGGAGAUGCAAAAUUUAAUCACUUUCAAUGCAUACGAUUUGAGAUAAAAUAAUUAACCCAAUUGAUGCACAAAUAACGUCAAUAUCUUUGGUAGAUUUUACGAGAAAAAAGUUAGUUAUUUAAUAACAUAUAAUAAUUGAGUCUAAACCUAGAUCAAAACCUUAUUAAAAACUUUUUACAAACAAACUUGUGUCAUAUUCCCUUCAACUCAUUUGCUUUAAAAUUUAUUCAGAUUCUAAUAUCGAUUUACGAUAUAAAAAAAAAAAUUUAGAGGUGUUAUAAAGAUUUUCACUUUAAAUCUUCGAUACGAAUAUAAAUUUUUUUUAUUUACUCACUUUCUAUAAUUUUUUUUUUAAUACAAAGGUAAUUUUGUUUAAUUGAUAUGUUUUUUUCUGUUUAAAAUGAAAAUUAUAGAAUUUUUUAGAAAUGGAUUUUUAGUUCCGAGAUACAUACCUAAUAAAUUCAUUUAGCUCAUCUGUAUUUAUGAAUUUUUGAUGUAUAAAUCGAGUACCACUACCGAUAUAGAUUAUAAAAAGUGUCGCACCAUCAUUAGUAAAUUAAUGUAGUUAAAUUUUUUAUCUCAAGUAUAAUUAUGAUAGCGAUGGGCUAAUUUGGACGAGGUUUCGAUUAUGUGAAAUCUGUGCACUUUUCAUAGUUAAAAUUUGUAAGAAGUUUUACGUAAUUUGAGCACCUCGAAUAUAUUGUAGCGAAAAAGGCCGGUGCGCUGUAUAUGAGGAGCGUAUAUGCCUCAACUCUCUCUGCCAUACUUGCCAGAGGGAGCGCGCUCCUCGAUAAACGGACGUUAAGGGAUUAUAUGUUCAAGUCAAUAGUUUAUGUUUAAUGCUCAACAGAUAAAUAGAGGACUUUAAUCAAAUUGACAAAUACCAUAAAGCGUAAAAUUAUUUUUUUCAGAAUUAAAUUUCAUGAUGUUUUUUUAACAUUUGGUAUACAUAAACAUUGUUGUUUUUUCAACAGUAAAAAUAAUUAUAAGUUAAUUUGUAUACACACCAUAUUUUUGUGGAAUUGUUAAAGUUUAAAAAAAAUUGCAUUCCACAUUUACCAUAAAGAUUAUUGACACGAUUGUGGUAAAUAAAUUUAUCCUACAGUGAAAAUGAAAAAUAUCCAG
Messenger RNA from Trichogramma pretiosum, 3706 nucleotides. RefSeq names its product LMBR1 domain-containing protein 2 homolog. Bases 102 to 2252 code for a protein of 716 amino acids. Gene Ontology annotation, cellular component: membrane. The record is from RefSeq and is a predicted model, not a curated record. Lineage: Eukaryota; Metazoa; Arthropoda; Insecta; Hymenoptera; Trichogrammatidae. The transcript has 10 exons.